AUGCGCGGCUCCACGCGCGCCGCGAGUACGCCCGUGAUGGCGCGCGCCCCGCUCGUCGCGUCGCGUCGCCGCGCGUCGACCUUCGCGAGCGCAUCGCGUCGCGGGUGCCGAGUCACACCAUCCGCGAACGCCACGUCGCUCGGGUUGGACCUCGAAGCUCCGGGGUGGAGCGGCGGGUACGGCACCGGCGGGAAGGUCUGGAGCUCCGCCGCGGUCCUCACGCGGUGGCUCGGCGCCAACGCGCCUGCCUUGGGCCUCGAGGGCGCGUCCGUGCUCGAGCUCGGGAGUGGCACCGGCGCGGUGGGUCUCGCCGCAGCCGCGAUGGGCGCGACGCGCGUGGUGCUCACCGACGGCGGUUCCGAAUCGCUGCUCAAGCUCGCCAAGGACAACGCCGCGCGCAACCGCGCUCCGGGAGGCGCCAUCGACCCGUCUUGCGACAUCCGCGUCGCGCGGUACAGGUGGGGCGACGGGAAGUUGCCCGCCGCCGUCGCCGACGCGGCGCCGUUCGACCUCGUCGUCGGUUCGGAUUGCACGUACAGCGUAGGCGGUCACGGCCCCUUGUGCGACGUCAUCCGCGAGGUGCUCACCGCCGCCGCCGACGACGCCGCCAGGGUGGUGUUGGGACACCAGCACAGGUGCGGCGCGGCGAUGCUCGCGGGAAGGGGAUCCGCCGGCUGGGGCGUGGACCCGCACCUCGACAUGUUCGCGAAGACGGCGGCGGCCAAGGGGCUCGUCGUCGAAGAGGUGCACCGCGAGAGCCUCGCGUGGCACGGGCUCCGCAACGUCAGCAUCGUCUCCGUGGAACUCAAGAAACAACUCGCGCCCUCGAAGACGAACGCGACCGGCGACGUCGGUAACGCGGGGACUAACGGCGCCGUCGCCGCCGCCGCGGCGUUAGCGGUGACUCUGUCCUCGCUGGCGCUCCCGGCGGCGGCGAGACAGUACAGCGACUACGACCCCAAGCAGUUUGAUGAAUUUCUACCCGGGAUCAACUCCGUCGAGCUCAGCUUGGCGCAGCCCAACGUGUGCAGCAAAGACGCGUUCAAGGCGAUGGACAGGGCGCGGGAUAUGUACGAGAUCGGUCAGCUGGACGAGGCGGAGAAGGCGCUGUCCUCGGUGUUGAACGGAACGUGCGGAGGUCCGAACCCGACGGAUGCGGAUAAAGUCGCCACGGCUGCGACGUGGAAGCUGCUGGGCGACGUGAGGGUGGACGCGUACAGGUGGAACGACGCCAUCGACGCGUACAACUCCUCGCUGAAGGUUUCGCCCGCGGGAACGUCCGCGCCGGGUGCGCUCUUCGGGAGGGCCAACGCCAAAGAGGGUCUUAAAGACUACGCCGGCGCCGUGGAAGAUUACGGUAAGUGCCUGGAGCUGAGGCCGAACGGUCCAGACGCGGCGACUCCCAGGUUCGAGAGGGCACAGGCGCUCAAGCAGCUGGGAAGGUGGGAAGAGGCUAUCGGCGAUUACGACGCCGCCGCGGACGCGUUCACCGCGAACAGGCAGAAACGUGAAGCCAAGAUUGCGGAGGCGCAAGCCGCGUUCGCGAAAUUCGAGUCUGGCGACGUGCCGAGCGCGACGGCCCGACUGGAGACGCUGGCGCGGCAGCUGUACUCGAGCGACGUCCGAGCGGCGCUCGCGGCGACGUACUGGCGCGCGGGGGACGCGGCGAAAGCCGAGGACACCUGGCUGGAUUUAUGCCAGAUUGAGGACGCACAGUGUGGGAAGUACACGGAUAAGGAGUGGCUCACGUCGUACAGGAAGUGGACCCCAGGGCUCGCCGACGCCAUGCAGGAUUUCCUCAAGCUGAGGUCUUAA
Micromonas commoda is the source of this 1815-nucleotide messenger RNA. RefSeq lists its product with no specific name. The record is from RefSeq and is a predicted model, not a curated record. The transcript has a single exon. Bases 1 to 1815 code for a protein of 604 amino acids. NCBI's taxonomy places the organism in Eukaryota, Viridiplantae, Chlorophyta, Mamiellophyceae, Mamiellales, Mamiellaceae. Gene Ontology annotation, molecular function: protein binding.